GAGUACGAGACCUGGCUGGGACAUGGCUCAGUGGAGAAGGCGAAAAUCACGCUUGCCACGCAGUUUGACCUCGUUGGCAUUACCGAGCGCAUGAACGAGUCGCUCGUCAGCCUCGGCAAACUUUACGGCUUGACAGCGGACGAGAUGGCUGUGAUCGGUCAGAGCGUGCCACGGGACAAGGACAACUCUGACACCAAGCUCGAUUGGACGGACGAGGAGAAAGCCUUGGCGACCUACAUCGCAAACAAGAGCACACAAAUCUACAACUUUGCCAACGAGAUUUUCGUCCGACAGUACUUGGUCCUGUUCAACAACGAGGAAAACUUGAAGAAUGCCGUGGAGAGGUUCGAGGCCAUGAAUCCCUGA
Symbiodinium sp. CCMP2456 is the source of this 366-nucleotide messenger RNA. The record is from the annotation of a GenBank genome assembly. Lineage: Eukaryota; Dinophyceae; Suessiales; Symbiodiniaceae.